Mya arenaria is the source of this 5242-nucleotide messenger RNA. RefSeq names its product fibrillin-2-like. The transcript has 29 exons. Gene Ontology annotation, molecular function: calcium ion binding. The record is from RefSeq and is a predicted model, not a curated record. NCBI's taxonomy places the organism in Eukaryota, Metazoa, Mollusca, Bivalvia, Myida, Myidae. Bases 68 to 4357 code for a protein of 1429 amino acids.
GUUCCAGCUCGCCCUGGUUUCGGAUGGACUAACGACAUUCUGCUUGAACAUUUAUCCAAAAGAGUUAAUGCAGUGGACGUUGCAAUCAGAAAGCGUAACAGAUGUCAAUGUCUGGGUGGGCUACUAUAAUGCCGACACAAAAACUACCAGCACCAAUCCCUAUGCGUUCCACAUAAACGCUCUUCAGAUGGAUCUACUUUCUAAAACCAGCAAUGUCGAGGGGCUUUUAUUGAAACCAGUGACUAGGCCCGGAAUCUGGAAAUCCCAUGACGUUUUGGAUUGCAUACAUUGGUACAAUCAACAUAAAAAAAAUAAAAACACGUAUCACGAAAUCAUGUCUAUCUACCUACCGGAAUGCCCAUGUGACCUUAACCUUGCAAGGUUUGAUCCUUGGUACUGGAGAAUUAUUCGGAAAAUUCGACGAUUUUGGUGGCAAAGUGUGGAUGACUUUGAGGGAGAUGUUGUUUGUGUUGACAUGUGGCAUAGAAGUAUAUUUGAUCCAUAUGGAAAGUCCUGUUGCUAUUAUCGCAAUUCGCGUCGAUUCGUUGAGAGGCGUCCACUUGUUGGCGGUCUAUACCACUAUCACCCGUCAUUCUCUGCGAGAAAGCAUGCCAUAUAUGAUGUUGGAAUGAAGCAAAAAUGUUGCAAAUCAAACUACUACGAUUUAUACUAUCAGCUUCAUCCUAUUGGAACUUGUUACACGCGGUCACCCUACAGUCAAGGGAAUUUCUGGGGAGACCCCCAUAUUAUCACAUUGGACCGAAUGAAUUAUACUUUCAACGGGCUUGGAGAAUACACACUUCUUUUGACGGAAUCCAACAACACCUGGUUCACUUUGCAAGCACGAACCGAGCGAGCCAUUAAGCACGAUGGUAACUUGUCUGAUGCGACUAUAUUCAGUGCUUUUGCAGCAAAGGAUCAUACAAAUGCCUCCCUUCACGUAGAAUUGAACUCGGCAAAAGACGGUAUUAUUCUGUACGGCGAUGGAGUGGACCAUACCACAAAGUUCACGUCCGGUGUCGAUUAUGAUUCUUACACGCUAUCCAUUUCGAACUAUAAUAACUCUGCACGGGUGUUUUUCAAAACUACAGGUGUUAUGCUGGACAUUGGCGUUGGUGUCGAGAUGUUAUAUUUGAGUACAACAGUACCAUCAACUUUUGCCAACAUAACACGUGGCCUUCUUGGAAAUUUUGACGGUGAUCCUUCUAAUGACUUGAUGUUUCUAAACGGAACUGUUCUAAACUCAUCAUCAUCAGAACGUGAAAUAUUCUUCUACGGUCAGACAUGGGCUGUAAAUGAAAGUACAACAGUGUUCUUGUAUGAAGAUGGAAAAGAUCACGAUAACUUUCACAACUCUUCAUAUGUACCACUUUUUCUGGACGAGGUUGAUAAUGUGACAAUGGCUUUGGCUGUAGAGGCUUGCAAUGGAACAUUAAGCACAGAAUGUAUUUACGACUUUGCACUCACACUGAAUCCGGUGAUCGCUGCAGAUACAGUAUAUAGAAGACAGCAGUUUGAACAAGAUCAGGAGGAAUUAGACCAAGUUAUACCAAGUGUUGGAGGAUGCAAUGUCGUCAACGUUACUGUAGGGGAAAACGUAACGUGUGCUGUAAAUGUUGACGACAAAAUCGAUAUAAAGAUCCUGGGAAACAACACCUAUAAUGCUGCUUUUGAUCGAUUUUCAUCUAGUAUAGCAUAUACACAUACGGCUGAUAUAUCAUCGCCAUUAAGGUAUCAAGCCGUAAAUCAAGAAGGUCUCGCAUCUGUCGAGCAUGUUAUCUCCGUGAUCGUUUGUACAGGGUGUAACGACCAUGGUAGUUGUACGCCAGCUUUACGGGUCGAUCGGGCUGACGAUAACUUCAGAUACUACGAGUGUGAAUGUCAGCCAGGAUAUGACGGAAUUAACUGCGAAAGUAACUACAAUGGUUGUGCGGGUAAUCCUUGUUCCCUUGGCCGUAACUGCACUGACUUGUCACCGGAGAAGCAGCAAAGUCAAGGACGAGCGUACAUAUGUAGUGAGUGUCCAGUAGGAUACACGGCUCGGGAAGACGACGAUAACGUUUGCAUUGACAUAGAUGAAUGCGCCAAUUACAAUUCUUGCGAACAAUCUUGCAUAAAUACCGAAGGAAGUUUCAUAUGUGUAUGUGAACGAGGAUUACAACUCGACCGCACCAGCUCAUCUGCGUGUAGAGAUAUCAAUGAAUGCGAAGACGAAACUCAUAACUGUAGUCAGGUGUGCGUCAACUUGUACGGCGGUUAUCGAUGUGAAUGUAGGACGGGCUUUGUUCUGAACGAAAUCACUGGGCAAUGUUCACCAGGCGAUGUUAAUCCAUGCGAUUCUGCCGCCAUAGAUUGUACCAAUACUGCAGGAUGCACCGUGGACAAGAACAAUACAACAACAUGUUUUUGCGAAAGGGGGUUCGAGCUUGAUGAUUCGGGAGCAAAUUGCAAAGAUAUUGACGAAUGUCUGCGACGCAUAUGUCCCCAAGAAUGCAUCAAUUUCAGUGGUGGAUUUGAAUGUACGUGUUUGGUUGGAUACAGACUAGAAGAAAUAUCCAGUUGUUCUGAAUGUAAAAUACCAUAUUAUGGACAUGACUGUAACAAUACGUGUGACUGUACCGGAAGAGGGGCGAAGGAAUGCAACCCUGUCAGAGGUUGUGUGUGUGAGGCGGGAUGGACCGGAAGCACGUGCGAUGAUGACAUCAAUGAGUGUGAUGUAGAUCCUGACAUAUGCGCAGAUGUUCGAAAGUAUUGCACUAAUACUGCUGGAUCUUACACGUGUAAUUGCAUAAAUGGGUAUGAUAAGAACGCCGAAGAUUCAUGCACAGAUGUUGAUGAAUGUGCCGACGCGUCGUUACACGACUGCCACCAACUGUGUACAAACAACAUUGGCAGUUACAGCUGCGGUUGCAGCGCUGGUUUUGUCAAAAUGAAUAGAACAUCGUGUCAAGAUUUUGAUGAAUGUGCUCUUCGAACUGCGACCUGUGAACAGAUGUGUGAGAACAAACCUGGCUCCUACAACUGCUAUUGUCACUACGGCUACAAACAGAAUGAUGAUCGUCGGACAUGUACCAAAAUUUCUGAUUCAUGCAGAACAUUGUAUGAUCUUACAUGUUCCGGAUACUGUGUUGUCAAUGAUAACACAUCGGAGUGUAGGUGUCGACAAGGAUUUGUUUUAGGAGAAGAUGCACAGGCAUGCUUUGAUGAAAAUGAAUGUCAAACUAGUGAGUUGAAUGGCUGCGAUUCCGCUGCCACAUGUAUAAACACGGACGGAUCAUAUCUGUGUGAAUGCCCAAUAGGCUCACGUUUGGAAAACGAUGGUCGAACUUGUACAGAAUGCGAUGAAUUCCAUUUUGGUCGAAACUGUACACAGGAGUGCAGCUGCAUUAAGGGGGCAUGUGAUAAUACAAUGGGUUGUAUUUGUGAAAGCGGAUGGAGUGGACCAAACUGCGAUGUAGAUAUUGACGAAUGUGCAUUACGUACUGUUAAAUGCACACACUAUAACAAGCCCUGCGUAAAUUCGCCCGGGUCCGCCUCUUGUCAAUGUAAAACUGGGUACACUGAAGACGAAACAUCAGACGAAUGUUUAGAUAUCGAUGAAUGCGCCAAUAGGUCGACCCAUGAUUGUGAACAAUUUUGCAAUAACAUUGACGGAAGUUACGAAUGCAGCUGUCUACAGGGAUUCAUGCAAAAUGGCAGAAGUUGUACAGACAUGAAUGAGUGCAAUGGAGCGCACGAUUGUGAACAUCAGUGUGAAAACAUUGACGGCAGUUUUAAAUGCGUUUGUGAUACCGGAUACAGCUUGAAUCUCGCGGACAGAAAAUCUUGUAUACAAUGUGUCGAAUUUACUUUUGGGUGGAGUUGCAGCGAAACAUGCGCAUGUCAACAGGAACAUUCCUCCAAAUGCGACCACGUAAAUGGGAGCUGUUACUGUGAACAGGGUUGGAAAGGAAAGAUAUGCUCUGAAGAUGUGGACGAAUGUUCGGAAACGCCUGAAGUUUGCUCUAUGAAAGAUAACAGUCAUUGUGAAAACGUGGACGGGUCGUACUUAUGUUCUUGCGACGCUGGUUACAAUGCCAUCGAUGGCAUGUGUGAAUUCAACUAUGCACUUGUUGUAGGAGUAACAGUAGGUCUCGGUAUUGUCCUUCUGAUCACCGUCACCACUAUUGUCGUUUACAGAAGGAACCGAAAUGCACGCUUUAGCAAUCCUGAUAGGCGACGUGAUGCGGCAGCUACAGCAGACAAACAUAUGAAUGUUUGGCGUCCUUGGCAACAGGAGAUAGAUGCGAGAGAACCCCGGUUCUGGACGAGAAAAACCGUGCGUAUCUCCGUAUCACCUUACCCGGGUUCAACCUAACCGGGCCAGAGAGAAACACCAGACACCGUACUUAGCACAGUACUAAGACGCACUGACAACACACUAUGGAUGUGUGUGUGAGUGUGUGCGUGUGUGCGUGUGUGCGUGCGUGUGGGUGCAAAUGUAUAUAUAAUCGGAAGUUUUAUUCGUUGCAUACAUUUCACUCACUUAUUUACUUUUUUGGGACUUUUUCGGAUAGCAUAUUUUGUGAAACCAUCAUUUUGUAUUAAUACCACAGUAGCAAUUCAUUGUUUAUACCAUAGUUAUUGCUUUCAAUCAUCCUUUAUACAUAUUUACUUGACGACUGUCGCAUGGUAAUGAGAUUUAUUAGAUUUACUGCACUGUGACACAGAACAUUAAUGUUUAAUCAUGAAUUUCCGCUAUGGCCUACUAAGCUUGGUGUAAAAUGUACUAUAUCAUUGUAUUGAAAAUAUCAGUUUGUUAUAGUGUUAUAUAUGUUAUAGAAUUGAUUUAUGUCGAUAGAGAUUAUUAUCACAUAGACCUAAUAUAGAUUGGUACUGGGAAUAACGGAUUUUGAACGAAUUUGCUCACAGAGUAAUGUUUUAGAAGACGAAUUUCAUUUCAUGUAUUGCAGCUUAUGUACGGCUAUCAUAUCUUAGAAAAAAAUAUAUACAACGCUUUUAUCGUACACUAACACAGAUAACAAAUAUUGAAUUGUUGAAUUAUACAAACAAAUCUUUUCUUUUCUAGUCUACAAAAUAUUUACUAAGAAAAAUAAUUAAAUCACUCUGUUGUUCAAGAAUAUUUAGAACUUUAUUGUGUUUUAAGCUUUUUAACGUUUAUAUCUUUUCCUGAUUUUUUAUAUAAUAUAUCUUGAUAACGAAUUUGAAUAUAUUUAACCUUUAACUAUUCAUUCUUGUAGAA